UUAGUUUUCAAGCGGGCGGCACUUAGUACUUCUCCAUAGGCUUGCUUGGGAGAUCGUUCUUGGGCCGUUUGAACGUCGCCGUUUUCAGCUUAUUACCAGAGCUAAUAUUUGCAAACACAAGCAAAUCCGUUUGCGGCCACUCUUCUUUUUCCCCAAAAUUGAAAUCGAAACUGUCAUUGUGUUGGUUGGUACAGUAGAAUCAAAGUUUCUUCCCUUCAGCUCUCCUGUCUCGUAGGCUCUGACUUUUGAGUUAUUUGCGUCAGGUUCGUUCAAUUCAAUUGAAAUUAAUUGAUCCAACUUUCAGUCUUGGGUUGAACAAGACUACAAGUUCCGGCACUCUAGGAGUUGCAGUGACGUCCGAUCAGUUUGUAACAGAAGAAGCAAUUCUUCACCUCUAUGCCCGCUACCUCCAACAGAUAUUGUUUCCUCUCUGCAACAUUGUUACAGUUUGCUUAUUUUACUCGAGCUUGAUUACUAUGACAUGAUCUUCAUAGGUUCCUUUCGACGAACAAUUUGGGCAUAUCCUGAAUUCCUCAAAAGGGAUUCUUUAGUGUGGUUUAGUUGUCUUGUUCAAAACAAGGCUGUUAUCUCAUCACUGUCUGAAGUUUCUACUCCUUCGAAUCCCUUUAAUUAUAUCACUUGUGCAGGCAAGAGAAGAUAUGGGGUAAUAAGACCUUUCCUAGGAGCACAACGCAUGUCCUUGCCUUCGGAUAAUUCAUUGAUGAAAAGAUUGGAAACAAUCGAGUUUCAUAGUGUUACUAGUAAAUUAAUACAUUCAAGAUCCAUGAGCAAUGCAUCAAUUGAGUUAAAGAUGGACGGUGAUGCUGUGAGGUUUUCUUUUAAUAAGCAGGGUAACAUAAAUGGAUCACUGACAAUAGUGAAGGAGAAGGCUAAAAGGUUGAAAAUGUCAAAAAAGUCUAAGCUUAAUGAACUCAGGUUUUAUCGUCUCAUGGCCAAAAAGAAGAUGAACUCUCCAAAUCCAGCAGUUAGGAUUCGAUACAAACUUGAGAAGGCCAAACGGAAGGAAUCAUGGCUUAUUGAGAAGUUGAGGAAAUUUGAGAUUCCUAAAGGCCCCCCUGAAAGAUAUGAUCCAGAAAUUUUAACCGAGGAAGAGAGACACUACUUAAAGCGUACUGGUGAAAAAAAGAAAAAUUAUGUCCAAGUUGGAAGACGAGGAGUGUUUGGAGGUGUCGUUCUUAAUAUGCAUCUCCAUUGGAAGAAGCAUGAAACUGUGAAGGUUGUUUGCAAGCCUUGCAAGCCAGGGCAAAUCCAUGCUUAUGCUGAAGAACUUUCUCGACUGAGCAAGGGCAUUGUGAUUGACAUAAAACCUGACAAUACUGUAAUAUUUUAUCGUGGAAAGAACUAUGUGCAGCCAGAAGUCAUAUCACCUCCUAGUACUUUAUCUAAAGUAAAGGCAUUGGAAAAAUAUAGGUAUGAGCAGUCCCUGGAGCAUACAAGUGGGUUCAUUGAAAAGUUGGAGCAAGAACUAGAAGAGUAUCAUAAGCAUAUUGCUUUGUACAAGAAAAGAAAAGAGGAUGUGCAUUGUGAUUUCUUGGAUAACACUUGUCCAAGAAAAACCUAGACUUAACCAUAGUCUUCCUCAUUGGAGAAUCCAGUGUGUUCAAAAGGAGAUUUUUGGUUUCUGUGGAACAGAGCAACAUUAGUCAAAUAUAACAAGUUUCAUAGUGUCUGUCCAAGUUUACAACACAAAUUUUUUCAGUAAGAAGAGAAAAGAGCCAAUGAAGAAUUGCUGUUCUUGGAGCAUAAUGGUAAACCUGCAGUAAGUUGUCAAGCCCAGAACCGUACGGUGCUGAGGAGGGGGAGCCAUGCUGGUGUUGACUUGGUUUCAAAAUGAUUCAGAUUGAGAAAGAAUUAUUUGUAUCUGUGGUCCAUAGCCAGAGGAGACAUGGAUGGACUUCACUAGGAAAAUGCAUGGAAAACUCUCAAUGGCGUUGGGUUUGAGAAAUAUUUUAUUAAUAAAAUUAGAUAAUUAUCUUAAAAA
Messenger RNA from Mangifera indica (mango), 2002 nucleotides. RefSeq lists its product as uncharacterized. Gene Ontology annotation, molecular function: RNA binding. The transcript has 5 exons. Lineage: Eukaryota; Viridiplantae; Streptophyta; Magnoliopsida; Sapindales; Anacardiaceae. The record is from RefSeq and is a predicted model, not a curated record. Bases 482 to 1582 code for a protein of 366 amino acids.